AUUUCUUGCCAGAGAAAGCUGAUACACCGCUGUACUGUAGACAAAAGUAAUUAAGUAGUAUCUGUAAGUAUUCAGCUGAGCAAUAAAUAAGUAUCCGCCUUUAAGCGUUCUCUGGACGGAACUGCUUGAAUUUUAUUUUACAGUCCGAAUUUUGUAUGCUUUGAGUUAUUUCUGCAGUUGACUGGAUAUGAACUCCAUUAAACUUGCUGAGAGCGGUUAUUGGAAACUUUUAAGCGAAGACAUCAUUUGUUGCAUACUAGAAGUCCUCGAAGAUAAAUUGCUCAUCAUGAAAUUACGAUCUGUUCAAUAUAUUUCGCUUUCUGUGCUCCUGAUGGCAUGUAUCGAUGGAGCUUUCUGCUACGACUAUUCAGGAUUCGAAGUACGCAUGGAGCACUACUGUGACCGGAUACUCUACUUAUCGUGUCCCGACAGCGACGAUGCUGCAGGGCGAGCGGGAAGAUUGCACUACUGGAUUAUUCCGUUGCAGAACUGCUCGGUCAGCGUGCAGACCGUCUGUACGGCACCGCAUGCCAUUUAUUUCAACAUACCACGCUCGGAUUUAGCCACGGAGGAUUCCCUGGAAGUUUAUGAGAACGGGGAGUUGGACAGCCAUGGCAGCCUUAUUAAGCGUAUUCCGGGCGGCUCCAGUCCGAGUAACCCUGAGCCCAAAUCAGUAGCACAACUCUUGACAUCUGUCAGCAACAAACAACGCCUUGCCUUCAACAUGUUCAUUAAACCGAAAACUUCGCACAACUACUCGCAUGAAGUGGUCAUCGAUUAUACCAUUGUGAAGGGUGCGGCAGGACCGAGGGAGACCUACUGCCGUGCCUUGAACGGUUACAUCCACAGUGACAUCAUCUGUGUGGACAGCAGCGAUGACCGACUGAACUGCCCGCGAGCAUAUGAUCACACCAUCGACAUCUCCAAUCGCGCUGACGGCCAGCAGACGUGUAAUAUUCAUUCGGUGGUUCCAGAAUCAGUCUCCUUACCUUUCCCGCAACUAAUCCCGGCCAGACUUCCAGCAGUAACAAGCUGCAUCCAGUGUUUAAGUUUGAUUACGGAACAGUGCGGUCUGCAUGGCUCGGCCGCUGGACAAGUGCAGCGCGAAGCUUGCAGCUCGGGAUACUGCUAUACAUAUGUUAAGGCCGGUUCCAUACCGCUCGUUAUGCGCGGCUGUGGCGGCGUCCUCUGCAGCUUGAUUCCGGGUGCGGGUGGUUCCACUGUCCCGUGUGACGAGCACGGUCGGUUGGUGCCGGUGAACACCAGUGCCGGCCGGGAGUUCAACCAGAUGCGAUUCUUCUAUUCGUCCGAGCAGGCAUCGCAGAGCGGCUCGGUGCAGUACUGCAACAACGGACCAAACUGCAAUUCCGGACCCGUUCCCGGUUAAACGCAAAAAAAUAGUACAAUAAUACUGCUUUUAUUGCGUGGCGCGCACUCGGAAAUUUGUUUCAGGGGCAAAAGUGUUUACAGACGUAGUUUAAUAUAUGAGUACGUCAGGAAAAUUAUGCUUAUAAAACUGAAAAGCAAUGGCAUGUUUUCGUUGCGAGGUUUCACACUGUAUUUUGGGUACUUGGUACAAUUUGAACCACAGGUGCAGUUGUUACUCGCAGAACGUGAUAAACCAGUGUUAUCAGCUUGCUGUAAAGUUGCUGAAAAUCAGGAUCUUUCAGAUUGAUUCUGUGACGUUU
This is a messenger RNA of Paramacrobiotus metropolitanus, 1688 nucleotides long. RefSeq lists its product as uncharacterized. NCBI's taxonomy places the organism in Eukaryota, Metazoa, Tardigrada, Eutardigrada, Parachela, Macrobiotidae. The record is from RefSeq and is a predicted model, not a curated record. Bases 188 to 1387 code for a protein of 399 amino acids. The transcript is spliced from 6 exons.